Molecule: messenger RNA, 1311 nt
Organism: Xyrauchen texanus (razorback sucker)
Lineage: Eukaryota; Metazoa; Chordata; Actinopteri; Cypriniformes; Catostomidae
Product: CD59 glycoprotein-like
Exons: 5
Coding region: 714-1061 (115 amino acids)
Source: RefSeq, a predicted model, not a curated record
AUAGUGCACUCAUUCUAAUGCAUGACGCACAAUUUGUGUAUACAGUGUAUAAAGGGCUCACACAUUUUGUUGAGCAGAAUAUCGCGGUGAAACGCGUCGAGGUAUUCCUUAUCCCACAACCUUGAAGCCUUUGUAUAAUCUUAUGAUUGGCAAUGGUGUUUGAGCCCUGCCCCUUUAUGCGCACAUUUGCCCUAUAUAAGCGGGCGCUCAAUCACAAUUUCUUCAGAAUUUUCUACCAUCAAGACCGACAUCGUCUCGUCUACGACAAUCAUCUCUUCUGAACAGCCCUCUCUUUGCCAUCGACGGACAAAUUCAAGCAGACGGGAUUCCCUGCAGAUGUAUCAGGUCUCUUAGCGCCUGCAGCGAAAGAUUCACCCGACCCCUCUAGUGUUCCUGCAAAGAGUUUCUCCGGCUUGUCGCUGGUAUCGCGUUUAUAGGCUAUAUAUAGGCUAUAUAUAAUUCCCCUAUAUAUAGGGACCACACGAGGAAGCACGGUGGUAGAGAUGGAAGAACCCAAGGAGGAUCUCGCGCAGGCGCAAGCCCCUCAAUCUUCCCCGCAGCAUCUUAGCAGUGUUCUUUUCAUAGCUGACCUUCCUCUCACCGGCUGCUGUGUGACUGUGUCUGUGUCUGUGAGUGAGUUGGCUCCGCCCUCCCUCGCGCAUCUUCGGUUCAUUGGUUGACACUGCGUGUCUGAUUGACAGGAACAACAGUGAAUGAAAUACAUCAUGAAAACUUUUGUUGUGUUGGUGUUUGGUCUGGCUCUUCUGGGGCUUGGCGCUGCACUUCAGUGUUACACAUGUGAAGCCUCAGGAGCCUGUGAUAAAACUAGGGUUUGCGACUCUGAAGAUACCUGCUUGUCACUCACUGGCUCCGGAGGUGUCAAACGCAAGCAAUGCAUUAAGUACACAGAUUGUGAUCUUGUGAAAAUUGGCAUAAAAUUCCGUGGUAUUUCCAAUAUCAUUUUCAAUUGCUGCACCUCUGACCUGUGUAAUGCAGCCUCAGUGUCAGUGGCUAGUCACUCUGUGGUGGGAAUUCUGCUCUCACUAGCACUCUUCUGGUAGUGUGUAAUAGCACGCCAUAUAUUGCACUGUUCAUUACAAAGACAUCUCCUUUAUUAUUUAAUUUAUUUUCAUUUUGGAAGAUGUGUAUGAUUUACACCUAGUAAAACGGAGACACUCCCUAUUGAUUCAUGUGGCUUUAUAUUUAUUCUCACUUAAUUGACCUGAUCGUUCAGAGAUUGUACUGCAAAAUAAAGGAAGGAGAUCAAACCUUUUUCUUGUAAUGAUUAUUUGUCAAAAUGGAGUUUAAUGG